Molecule: messenger RNA, 900 nt
Organism: Prorocentrum cordatum
Lineage: Eukaryota; Dinophyceae; Prorocentrales; Prorocentraceae
Source: the annotation of a GenBank genome assembly
AUGAAGUUCUCUGGCGGCGAGUCCAUGUCGGACAUCUCUGCCUUUCGAGGGGCGGCUGGGAAGUGCUGCCCCGACGUCUCUGUCCAGCCCGUGCCGCUUUCGGCGGACGGAGAGAGGACACAGCUGAACGAGCCUCUUGUCAUCAAGCGUAGCAGGGACUUCCAGUUUGUCUUGGCAGGCUUUAAGGUCAACGGUGAGCACCAAGUACUCUUCGACCUGACGGUGCCCCCGCAGCGCUCGUGCGCAGAGGUGCGGGUGGCCGAGAACCGGGACAGCGAGCCAAAGGCUGUCAUCCGACCCGGCACGAUCGUCACCAUCCUGGCCAUCGGCAUGAGCGACAACACCAGGGCCAAGGUCCAUGGAAAAGGCAGGGCCGACACCCCCGGGGUCGACGGCUGGAUUACGCUGUUGUCCAAGUAUGGCGACUUAACCCUCGGCCCGGUCGAAGACCAGCGCAAGGAGGUCGCCAUCGAAUUCGCGCCCAAGUAUCUCAAGAUCAAGGGCAUGCUGCAGGCCUCCGUGCGGGGCGACCUGCCCGGCAUGAAAAAGAUCUUGGAGGGCGGCUUCAUGGCCAGGCACAGGCCUGACGUGAACUGCACGGACGCGCGGGGCAAGUCCGCGCUGAUGUUCGCAGCCGCGUGCGGACACAGAGACGUCGUCGAGUAUCUGCUCAGCCACAAGAAGUUGAUCGAGGUGAACUCGGUGGACAACACCAACAAGACGGCGCUGCACCACGCCGCCACGCGGUCGAGGAAGUCGCCCAAGCUCGCGCAGACCGGGAUCAUCCGGCUGCUGCUCACGCACGGCUGCGCCCUGGAGGCGGCCGCCGACGCGGCCGCCGACGAGGCCGCCGAGGCCUCCGACCCGACGCGGCAUAUGAGCAACAAGGGCAACUCAUGA